Molecule: messenger RNA, 1473 nt
Organism: Elephantulus edwardii (Cape elephant shrew)
Lineage: Eukaryota; Metazoa; Chordata; Mammalia; Macroscelidea; Macroscelididae
Gene: MATN3
Product: matrilin 3
Exons: 8
Molecular function (GO): calcium ion binding
Source: RefSeq, a predicted model, not a curated record
AUGCCACGCCUGACCCCGGUUCGCUGCCUCCCAGGACUCCUCCUGUUGCUCCUGCCGCUGCUGCUGCUGCCGCCCCCCGUGGCCCCGCGGUCCCUGGCUCGCCGCGCUGCCCACACUGUCCAGGAGCUCCGCAAACUGGGGUCCCGCGGUCCCGCGGGGAGCCCUGGGCGCCGCCCCUCUGCCACCAGCGAGCCCCAUUCCGGAGCCAGGGAGCCUGGAGGAGCCCAGGGCGCAGGUGUUUGCAAGAGCAGACCCUUGGACCUGGUGUUUAUCAUUGAUAGCUCUCGAAGUGUCCGGCCUCUGGAGUUCACCAAAGUGAAAACCUUUGUCUCUCAAAUAAUUGACAAUCUGGACAUUGGGGAGAUGGACACAAGGGUGGCAGUGGUGAACUAUGCCAGCACGGUGAAGAUUGAGUUCAAUCUCCGGGCACACUCAGAUAAACAUUCCUUGAAACAGGCUGUGGCUCGAAUCACACCCUUAUCAACAGGCACCAUGUCAGGCCUGGCCAUCCAGACAGCAAUGGAUGAAGCCUUCACAGUGGAGGCAGGCGCUCGGGGGUCCACUAUCAACAUCCCAAAAGUGGCCAUCAUUGUGACAGAUGGGAGGCCCCAGGACCAAGUGAAUGAGGUGGCAGCUCGGGCUCGGGCAUCCGGUAUUGAGCUCUAUGCUGUGGGAGUGGACCGGGCAGACAUGGAGUCCCUUAAGAUGAUGGCUAGCGAACCCCUAGAAGAUCAUGUUUUCUACGUGGAGACCUAUGGAGUCAUUGAGAAACUUUCAUCUAGGUUCCAGGAAACUUUUUGUGCCCUGGACGCCUGCAUGCUCGGCACGCACCAGUGCCAGCACGUGUGUGUCAGUGACGGGGAAGGCAAGCACCACUGUGCGUGCAGCCAGGGAUACACCCUGAAUGCUGAUAGAAGAACGUGUUCAGCUAUUGACAAGUGUGCUCUUAACACUCAUGGAUGUGAGCACAUCUGUGUGAAUGACAGAACUGGCUCUUACCAUUGUGAAUGCUACGAAGGUUAUAUCUUGAAUGAAGACCAGAAAACUUGUUCUGUUGAAGAUAAAUGUGCUUUUGGUCGACAUGCGUGUCAGCACAUUUGUGUGAGAGACAGAGCUGGGUCUUAUCACUGUAAAUGCUUUGAGGGCUACAUCCUGAAUGAAGAUAAUAAGACGUGCUCAGUAAGCAACAAGUGUGCUCUGGGCACUCAUGGCUGCCAGCACAUUUGUGUGAGUGAUGGGACAGCGUCCUACCAUUGUGAUUGCUAUGAUGGCUACACCUUGAAUGAAGAUAGGAAGACAUGCUCAGCCAUUGAAGAAGCACGAAGACUCAUUUCCACUCAAGAUGCCUGUGGGUGUGAAGCUACACUGGCAUUCCAAGAGAACGUGAGCUCCUAUCUCCAGAGACUGAACACAAAACUUGAUGACAUUUUGGAGAAGUUGCAAGUAAAUUAACAUGGACAAGCACAUCAUUAA